Molecule: messenger RNA, 526 nt
Organism: Limulus polyphemus (Atlantic horseshoe crab)
Lineage: Eukaryota; Metazoa; Arthropoda; Merostomata; Xiphosura; Limulidae
Exons: 4
Biological process (GO): positive regulation of synapse assembly; positive regulation of synaptic transmission
Cellular component (GO): cell surface; postsynaptic membrane
Molecular function (GO): kinesin binding; amyloid-beta binding; X11-like protein binding
Source: RefSeq, a predicted model, not a curated record
AUGUAACAAAGAAGUACAGAUUAUUUAUGGAGCAGAUAAAAUUCACAGUUACGUGCUGAUUCUAAGACAAAUCUUAUAUCUUAAUCGCAAGCCAGCCUACUAUCUAAACCGAACUUUUAAACUGGUUUGUUCUGAACUAAAUGAUCAUUUUGUCAGCAAUGAUUACAUGCAGAUGCAAACUGUGAUCCAUCCUCAUGCAGAACCAAACCAUGAAUUAGAAAAUCACAUUGAUCCAAUUACCAUUGUUCAUGCUCAAAUUAACAAGCAAAAAGUGGAUAUUCAUCAUUUAAAACUUAAGUCAACACCAAGUUUCUGGAAAAUAGAGAAACUACUGCCAUCACUUCUGCAAUCACAGCCACCAUCAUCUAAUAAUGAAGUUAAUACUGAAGGUUCAGUUGUUACUCAGUCUCAGAUGGACUCUGAUUCAGAAGAAGUAGAAUCGGAGUCAGUUGAAGUACAGCACAAAAAGUUCCAAGACUUGAACUGGACAUUUGUCUAUGCCCUUUCCAUCUCACUUCUGAAGUGA